AUGCGUCCAGUGAAGAGUGGCGCAGCUAGAGCAAGCAGCAAACUGGUCGAAGUGGUCGCACCUACAGUCUCGCAGCCUAAAAAUCUACCUCCAAAUGGCCCUCCCCAUAGUGGUCCUCCCCCUUAUCAAGGUUAUCCUCCUCAGCCAGGCGGGCCACCUGGAUUUACCUACAUGCCGACACCGGUCAUGAUGCCCAUCUACCCUCCGGAACAAAUUAAUACGCAGCCAGCCUAUAUUCCGGAGCAAAUCAACAUGCAGCCAGGUUAUCCUCCGCCACAUAUGAACACGCAGCCAGGUUAUCCUCCGCAACAAAUGAACACGCAGCCAGGCUAUCCUCCGCAACAAAUGAACAUGCAGCCAGGCUAUCCUCCGCAACAAAUAAAUAUGCAACCAGCCUAUGUUUAUCCACCUCCACCUACACCAGCACCUGACCCCGUUGUUGUGGUUAAUGAUUCUGAACCUCAAUCUAAUGUUAUACAUUGGGUUCCAACGGAAAUGAAAAAGGCUAAAAAGCUAAAAAAUGAGGCUCUUGUUGUUGGGAAAGAAGCGUGGGGUGGAAGUCCUUUUUGGGCUAUCAGGUCUCACCAUAGUGGGCAUCUCAUACCUGGCAAGUUGGUUACUAAAGAGAAAGCCGCGUAUAUACCAUAUUAUGGUAAGGAAUUACCUGUCCACAAUUUCGAGGUUCUUUGUGCUCCGAGUGAGGCAGUCCAUUGGUUACCCGCUACUAACGGUGACAUACCAACAAGUGCUAUAAUCGCAGGAAACACUGACACUGGCGAACCUCUGUUUCUUGGUAGAGCACGCCAUAAAGGAUCUAUGACCCCAGGCAAGGUUCAAGGUAGCAAAGGAGGUAUAUUUAUUCCUUACUCUGGAAAAGAAGUAUUCUACGAUACUUACGAGGUUCUAUGCAGAAUGGAUGGCUUUUAAAGAGAGAUAUUUUAUUUAAAUAAAAAACUGUACAUAUUCGUUUAAAAAAAUUAAAAUAAAACUAUUAU
Melitaea cinxia (Glanville fritillary) is the source of this 995-nucleotide messenger RNA. RefSeq names its product extensin-like (gene FaMeT7). The coding region runs from base 1 to 927 and encodes 308 amino acids. The record is from RefSeq and is a predicted model, not a curated record. The transcript has 5 exons. Lineage: Eukaryota; Metazoa; Arthropoda; Insecta; Lepidoptera; Nymphalidae.